This is a messenger RNA of Dreissena polymorpha, 839 nucleotides long. RefSeq lists its product as uncharacterized. The record is from RefSeq and is a predicted model, not a curated record. The transcript has 4 exons. Lineage: Eukaryota; Metazoa; Mollusca; Bivalvia; Myida; Dreissenidae. The coding region runs from base 90 to 473 and encodes 127 amino acids.
CGACAACGUCGCGGCAGCUACAUUCUUACGUACGUUAACUUUGCCGUCGCUUAGGUUGUUACUCGGCAGGAUAAAACGAAGAUAACAAGAUGUCACGUGUCUGCCUAUGGUUAGCUCUGACAAGCACACUCGUCUGCGGGACUCAAGGCCAGUGGCCGCUGGGACCGAAUUUCUUCCAUGGCAUGAGUCAACUGCAAACGAACCUCAACCGAAUGACGAUGCAGCUUGCGACCCUGGCCGAGCUGACAGAACAGAGGCGCCAGGUCAAGAUAAACGCCGAGUUGGCGCGCGCACAAGAAGGGGUUCCAUUCGGGGACUCCGGACGCGUGUUCGUUACCUCGGACGGCGGGCUGGGAUACACGUAUAACUCCACGGACGGCUCUGUGACUCUGUACGCGCUGAGUCCUGGAAGUCCGCCACACGGUUAUAUGUUCCACUCGGGACCAUCCGGAAACUCCUACAGCUCUUGGUGAUUUCCGUCAUACUACGUAGUUCUCGUGCUUUUCAGGAAUAUCUAUAAAAAAAUAAAAUAAGUGCUGGUAUAAUAUAAUAUAAGACGAACAAAACAACAUGUGUUUUGCAAGAUGCCUUUGUGGUCUAUUUUGACAUGCUAUACAAAACUGCUUUUGCACAAUAUUGUCAAUUAUUAUAUUUGCACCGUUGCCUUAUAGAGACACUACAACAAACAAACAACUACAAUGAAACAACAUCACUCUUAUCCUAUCCUGUUGAGUGCUGAACCUAAACUAAUGUAGUAUUAUGAGGUAUAAUGAAGAAGUAACAGUAUUGCUAUAUGAUUUUUGUUUUCUUAGCUCGUUAACAUUGGCUUCUAAUGCAAA